Messenger RNA from Eriocheir sinensis (Chinese mitten crab), 6045 nucleotides. Its product is annotated as DNA-directed RNA polymerase II subunit RPB2-like. The transcript has 2 exons. The record is from RefSeq and is a predicted model, not a curated record. Bases 1476 to 5801 code for a protein of 1441 amino acids. Lineage: Eukaryota; Metazoa; Arthropoda; Malacostraca; Decapoda; Varunidae. Gene Ontology annotation, molecular function: ribonucleoside binding; DNA-directed RNA polymerase activity; DNA binding. Gene Ontology annotation, biological process: DNA-templated transcription.
GGUGGUUGUGGGAGGUGGAGAAGCACAUAGGUGGAGGGACGGAUGGAAGAAGGAAGAUGUAUGUGGAGUUGAUGUAGGGAGAUUGAGUGGAGGAGGAGGAGGAGGAGAUAGAAGGAAAAGGUUAGCGAAGAGGAAGAGAUUAUGUAACCAUUUUCAUCUUAGGAAUCACUAUAUAGCAACAGUAAUUUAUAAAAAAUGUCUAUAUAAACAACAGGAAAAGGAAUUAUUAUUAUUGUUAUUAUUAUUUCUAUUACUAUUAUCAUUAUCGUUUUUUAUAAGUAGUAGGUAGUAGUGGUAGUAGAAGCAGUAGUAGUAGUAGUAGUAGUAGUAUCAUUAUUAUUAUUAUUAUUAUUAUUAUUAUUAUUAUUAUUAUUAUGAAACUCGUUAUGAUAAAGCUUACCCGGGAUACAAUAAUUCUAUACAUAGCCUAAUAUGGUAACAACAUGUAUUUAGGUGAUUUAUUUGACGUCUGUUACGAGUAUAUUGGUGCAGAAAAUCAAUGUAUUACUAAAUGAGUGCAUAAAAAAUAACAUCAAGGACACUAGGUAGAAUAGAGCUUAGCCAGGACGCAAUAUUGAACGUAUCUUAUAUUAUGGUUCCGUGUGGCUAGCUUGGGUACAUGACGCGACGCUUGGCCUACUGUAAUGGGUACGUCUGGUGUGGGCAGUAUGAGGUGGUGUGUUAUGUAUAUUAUAGUUAGGUGAUGAGGAUGUGUUGUUAAGGUAGCGAUUGCCAUGACGAGAGGUGAUGAAUGGCAACUGAGAUAUUGAGAUUCAGAAAUAGAAAUAGCGACUCGUACAAUGUUACCAUAUUAUCGUACUCAGCACAUUAUACUUCCCGGCUUCGUACCCAUAAGUAUUGCAAACAGACAACAAUAAUUAACCAUUUUAACAGUAACUUGAGUUAGAUAACGUUAUUUGUGUGGGUACGGAAGUUUUGGGUCCUGAAACUGAUUAAUGUGAUGUUUUAAGUACGACAAUUUGGGAACGCUGGCGGCGAGCGGGCGAGGUGAAGGCUACCAACCUCACCGACGGCUCACAUAAACACUAACCUAUCAAACACUACCUUCCAGCAUUCCAUGACACGCUAUAUAUAUUCCACACUCUCAAAUAACCCUUUUUUCAAUUAUACGAAACAAAACUAUAGUAGAAUCAAUAUCUAGACCGUGCUUAUUGCUGUUGCUAGUUGUAUUUAUUUUUCGCAUAACUGGUAAUCAUGGCAGUGACAGAGACACGUGGACGGCGGGGUCUGUAGUGGUGUUGUGCUUCGUGUCUUGCUUAUUAUCAUCGUCAUAACCACAUCGAGAGGUUCUGUGGACGUGCUUCUCCGUCAGGCAGACUGGAGUUGGCUACGCGUGCUGCCUCGAGCUGGUGGUGCAGAGGCCCGGAAGCAACAGCCGGUACAAGCAAAACUACUCUCCUGCCCAAGGUAGUGUGUCCUUGCCCCCGGCGGAGUGGGGUUCCUCGCCCGCCAAGAUGCCUACGACCUUGCUGGACCUGCUUUGGCGGGACGCGAUGGGCAGCGUCCCCGCCAAGAAGCGGCAGAAAGGAAAGCCGUGCAAGAAGAGCCUGACUGCCUCUCGUGGCGGGGAGGCAGCGGUUGAGAACUUGAGGAAGAAAACGAAAGCUGAAUCUGAUGAGGAAGCAAUGAAGGAAAACCUGCAAGUCACCCUUAAUGAGGAGGAAAAGGCUUUAGCUACUUCCAGGGAGGGCGCGGCGCGGAAGGCCCCUCCGCCCCGCUGGAGGAAGCGAAACUUCGCCACGCGCAUCAAAAGGAAUUGGUUCCGAAGAGCAAAGAAGCUGAAGUCGACGUUUGAAGUGCUGCCCAAAUUCAUAGAUCAUCAUUAUCAUCAGAAGCAGCAGCAGCAAGAGGAGGAGAAACAGCAAGCAGUGCCAGGAGAGACUGUGGUGCCCGCCGAGGAGGUGCGGCAGCUGGUGAGUCGCCUGGUGCUGCGGGAGCACGGCCUGGUGGACGCCGUGCUGGACAGUUACAACACCUUCCUGAACGAGCUGACGCGGGCGGAGACGCUCUUCACGCACGAGCACAAGAACAAACACGGCAGCCACGAGGUGCGGCUGGCGGACGUGGCUCCCGGCGCGGUGCGGCACACCCCUCUGCAGUGCCGUUUGGAAAAGCGCUGCUACGUGCUACCGCUCACCGUGCAGGCGUCCUACCGCUGGCUGAACGCCCAGGGCGCCCCUGUGCGGGCCUUCGCCCACCGCGUGGUGCUGGGCGAAAUGCCCCUCAUGGUGGGCUCCCGGCUGUGCCCCACGGCCGCCAUGACGGCCGAGGAAAGGGUUGCCGCCGGCCAGCAGCCCGACGAGCCCGGCGGCUAUUUCAUCGUGGACGGCGUCGAGAAGUUCAUCCCGUUCCAGAGUGUGCUGAUUAAGAACAGCCCGAUGGUGGUGCGCUGCUCGGGCCUAGAGGGGCAGAGGUUCAGCCACAAGUGUUACGUGCUGAGCAGCGUCAGCGGGAUAGACACGCACUGCACGGCCGUGCUGGCGACCAGAAAAGACACGCUGCAGGCCAGGCUACGGCUGGGCCGUAGCGGCACCGUGGUGCUGCCCCUCAGCACGGUGCUGGCCGCCACGGGGAUCCACGAACACCACAAGACCUUGGAGGAGACGGAGUCCGUGCAGUUCCUGCGGCAGACACUUGCCACCAUGCUGCCGCCCGGGGUUCAGCACCAGCAGCAGCGGAACAAGGGACGCCAGGAGCCCCUGACGCGCCACAUCUUCAGGGGCCACGACGGAGUCACGUCCUCGGUGGCCGCAGCCAUUCUGGACUACCUCGGGGAUGCCAAGCAGCUGCUUGGUGUGACGCAGCAGGACCUUCAAGGGAUUCACGACAAGUGUGAGAGGAGCGCCACGCGCCACGCGGUGCUGCUCAGGAUCGCCGCCAAGUACGGCCAGACGAAGGAGAAGGAGGAGCAGCAGGUCAGGCGACGGUUGGCGGCCCUGAAGCAGGUGAUGCUGCAGGGAUGUGAGGAUGUGCCGCACUUGGCCCGGAUGGCGCGGGCCGCCGUGACUCUGCCCGCCAGGCACGAGGCUCAGAAGGCCGUGAAGCAGGCAGCCAAGGGCCCCUGGAGGAGGGAGCGCCUCGACGAUGUGCUGCAGCGGGCGUUGGUGCCCCACGUGGGGGGCGGCCUGUUCCAGCGAGCCUUUUACCUGGCCUACUUGACCAACCAGCUGCUGCUGAAUCUGUGCGGCAGGCGCGCGGACGACGAUCCGCUGCACUUGGGCAAUAGGUUGCUGCUGACGCCCGGUGCGCUCAACAGACGCUUGUUCGAUUCUGUAUUGCAGCCAUUGCUGCAGCGAGCCAGGGACACCUUCCAGCGUAAGUGCGAAGCGCGCGGCGCCAUCUUCCCCGAGGAGCUGAGCCACGUGGAACUGUUCCAGGACGACUCGUGUUCGGCCGCCGCCGGCCUCGGCCAACGCCACAAGAUUAUCUCGGAAAAGUACGACCUCCUCAACAUCUUCCACUUCCAGCACAACGUGGUGGGCGAGGCCAUGUGCCGGGCGUUCCGCACGGGCAAGUGGGGCGCCAUGACGAGCGUGACACAAAAUUUGCAGCGGCUAAACUACAUGCAGUACUUGUCCCAGAUGCGCACCGUCAACGGCGACGCCAAAGUGCUGAACGGCAAGGACUCACGGCCCCACGAGCUGCACACCAGCACUGUCGGCUUCCUGUGUCCGAUAGAGACACCCGAGAGCGAGCACGUGGGCCUCACGGAGCACUUGGCCAUCGGGGCUUCGGUGUGCAACAAGGUAGACGCCACACAUCUGCACAAGGUCCUGCAGACGCUGCCGGUGACUCUGUUUGCAGCCGGCCGUCAGUGGCCGGCGCCGGACCGGAUGGGCAAGGUGUUCCUGGACGGCCGCUGGGUGGGCAACGCCAAAGUUCCGCUGAGGCAGGUGCGGGAGCUGCUGCUGCAGCACCGCCGCCGCCACGGCCUGCACCUCGGCGUGCACCUCAGGCACCAUGACCUGCACCUCGACGCCUCGGGGGGCAGAGCGGUGCGGCCCCUCCUGGUGGUGCUUGGCGGCGCCCUCACCGCCACCCCCGACGACCUGGCAGGCCUUCGUGGCGACCGCUGCUCUUUGGACGACCUGUGGCGGAGGGGCGUCGUGGAUUUCCUGGACCCGAAGGAGAACAGCGAGGCGUUCAUCGCCGAGAAGCCGGGCAGCCUCGGUCUGGCGGGCGUGGACUAUUGCCAACUGCUGGCCGUGUUGAGCCACGGCGUGGUGAGUGCCGCCACGCCCGCCGCCACCAACAACCCUGGCGUGCGGCGCCUCGGGUCGUGCAAGAUGCAGAAGCAGGCGAUGGGGCCGUCUGUGCUGUCUGAGGCCCUGGCGCACAGGGGCACGUACUCGGUGCUCAAGACGCCCGAGAUGCCCCUCGCCCUGCCCGCCUUCAUUUUGGAGCAGCCCAACGCACGCCUCAUGUACGCCGGCCAGUCAGCCCUCACCGCCGUGCUGGCCGUGCGCGGUCUCAACCAGGAGGACGGCCUCGUGUUUAGUCGCGGCGCCGUUGACAGGGGUCUGUUCACCAGCUGCCACUCCCACACAUACUGCAUAUGCGAGCCACACCUCGGGGCCGUGGUGGUGAGCCGCGCCGAGGUGGGGCGGCGCAUUGCCGGCGGUGCGGUGCUCAUCACAUGCAAGAACAAACGCGACCACGUCCUGGUGCAGAAUACCCACGGCCCCGGCACGGUGGUGAGCAGCGUCAUGCGUCGCCUGCCAGACGGCCGCGUGCUGCACGAGGUGGUGACCCUGGAGGAGCGGCGGCCCGAGGUGGGGGACAAGUUUGGGACGCUCAACGGCCAGAAGGGCGUCAUCUGCGGCAUCCUACCUGACCACCAGCUGCCCCGGCUGGAGGACGGACGCACGCCGGAUGUCUUCAUCAGUCCACACAGCUUCCUUGAUCGCCAGACCGUCGGUUUCUUCGUGGAGGGCAUCCUGAACACCCUCGCCCUGCACCGAGGCACCCAGCUGGACGCCACCAGCAUAGACGCCGGCUGGGACCUGCCGCGAGCCCAGGAGGCCCUGCGUAAGGCGGGUCUCUCCUCCUCAGUGUCGGUGCGCAGUGCCGGCGGCAAGCCGCUGGGCCGCGUGUUCUGCGCGCCGAUCUUCUUCAUGCGGCUGAAGCACCGGGCCGUGCUGAAGUGCCACGCGCGGCACGACGGCCCGCUGGACCCGCUCUUCAGGCAGCCGCAGGAGGGCCUGGCGCAGGGCGGCGGCCUGAGGCUGGGCGAGAUGGAGGUGUCUGCCCUGGUGAGCCACGGUGCCGCAGACUUGGUGCAGAUGUUCCUGCACGACCAGAGUGACGGCAUGCAGCUGCCCUACUGCAACGCCUGCCACAGGUGGGCCAGCACGAUGGCUGAGUAUGCCAGCUGCCGCAGGUGUCUCAGAACUGACAGCCUCGUACUGAGGAAGACUAACUAUCCCUUCAGGUAUUUCGAGGAAAGCCUGGCGCUGCAGAACCUUAAGUUAGUGCAGCUCGGCCGUGGGCAGUACCCCGGCAGCCUCGGCGUGCAGUACGAAGCCUCGGACCUAUCCUCGCAGUCGUCUGGCGAGGAGGGCGAGUGGCAGCCCGGGGACGAGGAGCCGCUGCAGGAGGCGAUGGAGACGGUCAUCAAGAACAGCUGGCGAGACGACCUUCUACUGGAUGUGGGCGGCGCCGGCCCAGUGUCCGCCUCUCCGGCCGUGAGGGAAGCAUCUUCAAAAGGCGCCUGGAGCCCGACGCAGGAGUCCACGCAGGAGGAGGAGGACGCUGCCUCCAGUGAAGGAACGAGUGAGUGACGGCGUGUCCCUCGUGAAGGAGGAGGAGUCACGGCGCCUUACCAUUACCUGAUGGCGUUAUAACAGUAUUCAUACACGGACUUUGUUUCUUCUUUUAAUAGCUACAUUGACUUUGUUGAAGAUCGAAGUAUAGUAAACGGAUUGCACGAUACAUUUGCUUUAUUAUGUCAUUGAGUUUAUUGUGUUGAUGAGAUAUUAUCAAAGGAAGAAACUCACUUUGAUGCGUUUGAAAUUACCUCAGAGA